Molecule: messenger RNA, 1675 nt
Organism: Trachymyrmex septentrionalis
Lineage: Eukaryota; Metazoa; Arthropoda; Insecta; Hymenoptera; Formicidae
Product: ras-like GTP-binding protein RhoL
Exons: 5
Coding region: 939-1502 (187 amino acids)
Biological process (GO): small GTPase-mediated signal transduction
Molecular function (GO): GTPase activity; GTP binding
Source: RefSeq, a predicted model, not a curated record
CAGAAAUUGUAUUUGUAAUCAGUCUUACUGUACAGCUGUACAAGCAAUAAUUUUCGGACGAAAUUAUCCGAAUAUGAAUGGGCCGCGAUAAUGAUUAUCGCGACAUACUAUCAAUCCUUGCCGUUGCUAUUCAGGCAGAUCAUACAGUCAGAGAGUCGGCCGGACGGCGCGUUUGAUAAUGACCAUACUCGAUAAGAAAUACCAGCAAAUUCCGCUAACCCGUACAGCCCUCGCGAAUGAAUGUACACGUCUUAUUGAAAGGAACGUUUGCGGGUUCUGGCUUAUCAAUUCGCUUGAAUAAAAAGAUAAAUCUCAAGGCGUGAUAUCUAGAUGAGAGGCGAGGAAAACCUGAUUCGUUUUAAAAGAAAUCAAACAACACUGAGAUUUCAAAUUUGUUACAAUUUGCUUGAUUAUACGAAAGGAUCAUUUCAAAUAACUGAUGAGCGAGAUACAAUCUUCACCGUUGUUUUAUACAGAAGAUGUUUCCGAGUUAAUACGUUUGUAAAAAACGCUUACGCUUAAUAAUUUUAAUUCUCCAUCAAUUUGUGUCUGAUGAGACUUGCAUGUAAUAGCUAAUUAACCACACACAAAAUAUUGAAAAUUUAGCUAUUUACCUCGCAUAUAAUUUGUGAGACGAUAUAAUUAUUAGUUUAACAGUGAUGAAAAAUAAAGUAAUCGUUUCUUAUUUCAUUGGUAUGCACGAUACGACGUAUAACUUGAGGGAUAGCCUUGAUGCCAUACAGUGGCCGGAAGCGUCUGUUGUUUUCUUUUCAGUUUAAGGAGUGACGGAAUCACUGCACCAUCGAGUAGUCCGUCAAACAGAUGACAAAAAAUGGGAUUGUACUGAAAAUAAACUUAUUUAAAAAAUUCAUUCUCUUUUAAAAAAUAUGAAAGGAAUGCGAAUAAAGUUGAUAACGUUUAAAUGAUGGAAAAUAAAGAUGACGUCUCGAAACAAACCAAUUAAAAUAAAAAUUACGACCGUUGGCGAUGGUAUGGUUGGAAAAACAUGUAUGCUCAUCACGUACACAAAGAAGGAAUUCCCAACGGAAUAUGUACCUACCGUUUUUGAUAACUACGUUGACAGCAUAUGCGUGGGUGGACAGCAAUUCGAAAUGACAUUGUGGGACUCAGCUGGUCAAGAAGAUUACGAGAGGCUUAGACCGUUAUCGUACCCAAACACUGAUUGUUUCCUGGUUUGUUUUUCUGUAAGUGCUCGUAGUUCUUUCGAAAAUGUAGCGAGUAAAUGGCAUCCAGAACUCAAAGCGCAUUGUCCCAAUGUGCCAAUUGUACUUGUGGGAACCAAGGCAGAUCUUAGAAAUCAUCAAGAAGCUAUGGAAAUUAUUAGUCCCCGAGAUUGUAACAAAAUGAGAAGAAAGAUAAAGGCAGUCAAGUACGUCGAAUGUUCCGCAAUAAAACAGGAGGGUCUUGAAGAGGUUUUUGUGGAAGCUAUUAAAGCCGUACUGAAAAAACCGCGAUCGAGAAAGCUCUGUUGCAUUCUUUGAAACUAAUGCAUUUUAAUGCAAUUAAUGCAUCAGUUUAAAAAACACAUCUGACGAUUAUAAUUACUAACACCUAUGUUAAACCAAAGAUUUUCUUCUCAUCUUUUGUUCACGUGCUUUUUUUCUUGUACAUUUUAUCCUUAACGAUAUUUCUAAGAUAUAUUUUACUUUUUUUG